Molecule: messenger RNA, 6099 nt
Organism: Mya arenaria
Lineage: Eukaryota; Metazoa; Mollusca; Bivalvia; Myida; Myidae
Product: protein SPT2 homolog
Exons: 8
Coding region: 73-2469 (798 amino acids)
Biological process (GO): nucleosome assembly; regulation of DNA-templated transcription
Cellular component (GO): nucleolus
Molecular function (GO): DNA binding; histone binding
Source: RefSeq, a predicted model, not a curated record
CGCAUUCUUCCUUAUCUCCUGACACAUCAGAAAUUCGCGAAAAGUCGAUUUAUUCAGUCUAAUUACUUAAACAUGGACUUCACAUCACUCCUGGAUAUAGCUCAUAAAAAUGAUAAAGCAAAUAAAAAGGAAAAGUUGUCCGGAUUCAAGACUGAGCUCCCUGCUCCUAAGAGAGAGAAGCAGGAAAAGAAACGCUCAGAAGUGGUUCAACGCUUGAUCGAUGAGAAAAGGAGGGAAAGGGACAAAGAGAAAAUGAAAAAUGAAAAACCAAGCGAUGCUAGUCGAACAUGUGAAAAUGAUCAAAGAAAUACCCAAACUUUUCGCAUCCCUAAGAAAAACAACCUUGAGAUGGAAGAUUUGAUGAGGGAGUUAGAAAGUGGUGAUGAAGAUUCAGAUCCCCCCAAAAAGUCAAAUGGAAUUGAUAAAUAUGACAAACAGAAAUCAGACCAUAGUGAAAAGAGAUCAGACAAGCCCCGAACUGUUUCUGGUACUUCCAGUGAAAAGCAAAGUUCUCAUUCAGAGAAAAACAAAAGUGGUACACAAAGAGAAAGGCAUUCUCAUGAAAAACACACACAUUCAAAUAAUAAACAUUCAAGCAGCAGUAAACACUCAAGUGAAAAACAUUCAGAUCUUAAACAUCGUAGUAGUAGUAGUAAUCAUUCUAGUGAUAAACAUCCAGAUAGUAAACAUUCCAGCAGUAGUAAACACUCAAGUGAUAAAAGUGACAAGUAUUCUAGUGAGGGGCACCAUCAUGAAAAACACUCCAGUAGUAAGCAUUCAGUGGACCGGAAUUCAGACAAGAAACAUGCAAGUGAAAAGACCUCAGGGGACAAACACAGAAGUGAAAGCAGUAAACAUGGGGAAAGACCUAGCAGCUCAAAAUCUUCCAGUGGUUCCAGUGAUAAGCAUGGGCAGAAGCCAAAGAAAGCCUCUAACUUAAGCCUGGAUGAGUUGCGAGCCGAGGUGUUUAAAAUGAAGGAAGAGGCACAGCAAAUGGAGAAGGAAAAAGAAAAGGAAAAACUUAAACCAUUUGAUCAGACUGUCCAGAAGGCAAGGCAAGGUGUUGUUGAGGACAAGAUGUCACAGCAGGCGAAGAUCCUAUCACGUACACAGAUGAUUCUUGAGAGAACAAAAGCAAAAUUUGCUGAAGAGAGGGCAGGAAUUAAGCCACAAAGACAGCGGGGGAAACGUUCUGGUGAUAAAGAGCGUGCAGCAGACAAGUCUGGUGACAAGGUGAAGUCUCGCAGUACGGUGAAGGAUGACGAUUCUGAUGAUGACAUGCCAAACCAUCAGCUUGACAUGUCGUUCAACCAAGAUCUCCUGCAGAAUGAGUCUGGAGCAGACAUGAUGAAAAACAUUAAAAAAAAGAUAGAUGAAAAACUUACAAAUUAUCACUUUCCAGAUAGACCUGAAAAAGAAAAGAAAGUGAGAACAAAUUUACCUCAGCGUAAAGUAGAUAGGGGUGUUAAAAAAAGGGACCCUCAUGAUAGACAUAGGGACAAGUAUGGUAAUAAAAUGCUGGAUAAAAAGCAGAAGAAAAGAGAUUAUGUCAAGCAAUUAAUGAGAAGUGAUUACAAGUCUAACUUUUCAACAAAUAACAAUGACCAGCCUAAACCGAAAAAGCCAGUAAUCAUUCGCAGAAACCAAGCACCACCUCCAUCAAUGAAUUUUGCAGAGUUGCUGAAAAUAGCUGAACAAAAGAGCAAAGAUGUUCCAGUCACAGAACCAUUAAAACCCAUAAAACCUAAGAAGGUAGAAGAAAGACCGCUUACGCAAGAUGAACUUGACAGGAGAAGAAGAGCGGAGGAAAAUAAGAAGAGACGUAAGGAAGAGGAAAUGGGUUUAAGAAAACCAUAUUAUGAAGAAUUUGAAUCAAACUCUAAACCUAAAAGUGACUCUAGCUUAUUAAGAGGUGCUCUUACUAAGAAAACGGCAGGCAUUGGUAGUCCAGUAAGAAAGAACUCUAGUCAAAUCACUAGUUCUACAGCCGUAAACAAAGGUGCAGGUAGAAGGUAUGAUGAGGAGCAUGAAAAUGUUAUCCAGUGUAAGCCCUCUGGCUCAGCGAAGCUGAAACCCUAUCAGCAGGAACCAGCCUUGAAUCCUUUCGACAGAAUUUACAACCAGAUCCAUAAAAACAAACCUAAGCCAGUGAAGCGUCCUCGUGAGGAGGAGGAAUACUACUCAGAUGAGGAUUAUGAAGAUGAUGAGUAUGAUGAAGACGAUGACUUCAUUGAUGAUGGUGAUGCAAACGAGGAUGUAUCCAAGCACAUCAGAGACAUCUUUGGAUAUGACAAGUCUAAGUACCGGCACAUUGAUGAGGAAGAUGAUGCAGACAUGGAGGCGAACUUUACCACCAUUAUGAAGGAGGAGGCACGCAGUGCAAAACUUGGUCGUUUGGAGGAUCUUGAGGACAUCCGGAGGGAAGAGGAGGAGCUGAAGAGGAAGAAGGCCAAGAAGAUGAGAAGAUAACAUAAUAUUAUAGACUAGGGAUUACUGAGAAGAUAGCAUAUAUAAUAGGGAACAGGGGAGUGAUUUCAGAGAAGAUUACAAAUAUACUCAAGGGGUCAGGGGACUGAAUUACUGAGGAUUGCAUCUUUACUAGGGAAAAGGGCACUUUAUUACAGAGAAGCUUACGUCUAUACUAGGGAACUCGGGGCAGAAUUACAGAGAUCACAUCUAUGCUAGGGGACAGGAGACUGACUUAUUGACAGCAUUAACUUACAUUGUAACUCCUUCCACUUGCUUUUAACCUUGUGAUUAUUGGGAUUAAACCAAGAAAAUGGGAAGGCAACUGAUGCACAUAUUUACAAAGUGUGGAGAAUCAAGACACUGGAUUGAAGUUGAAUCCUGGGGAGCUUAUUUCUUGCUGGGAGAAGACCAAAUAGGCUGUUUAAGGAGAUUCAAAAAUUCAGCAUAGAGUACACACAGAUACAUGUACACAGGAGAUUCUACACACAAAUACUAGUACACAGGCGAGUCUACACACUGAUAUAUGAGAUUAUACACACAGAUAUUAGUACACAGGAGAGUCUACACACUGAUACAUGUACACAGGAGAUUAUACACACAUUAUUAACAUGAUCUAAGUGUAUUAAAUGUAAUGAAACUCACUUAAACUAUCAACAUACAAGUAUCAAAUUUUGAUGUUCUACUUUGAUAGUCUCAACAACAUGUAAUGGUUUUGACUCGUGUAAAACAGUGUGGAUGCUCACCUAGCAUUUAUCUAGUUAUUAGGUUUAUGCAACUAUUGGUAAGUAGUUAUAUAAUAGGCCAUGAGCAGGUGUUUGGAUAAAAAGUAUGCUCCCCAACAUUGCGUCAACAAAAUGUUUUUAAUAUAAUAUGUAUACAGGGGGGAGCAUGUUGAAUAUGAUAAAAUUUAAUUGAUAUAUACCAGUGACAAUGAAAAUUUGAUAUGUAAAAUUCAACAAGUUUCUCCAUUCUUUAAGAAUUUACAAAAUGAGAUCACAUGAUGUAAACCUGUUGUACUCCUAUACCUUAACCAUGUGAUUAUUAGUUUUUAGUUCAACGAUUUAUUUAGAUAGUGUCCAGGGACCUUGGCAGAAGGUAGCUGUAUCGUAUUAAUGUUGAUUAAUAUGUGUUUUACAACAUUCAUGUCUCCAAAUAUUUGUUUGUAUUGUGUAUUAUUUGAAGAUGAAAGAAGGUUGCUGUGCAUUUUGUAGACCAAUUUACAUAUCUGGCUUGUAUGUAUAAUGUAAUCAUUACUAGAUGAAAGUGAAUUAAUGUGUUUGUAAUGUUAUAUACAUUAUGAACAGUGAGGGAAUCAUUUUAUUUACACACAAUUCAUCCAAUCUUAUUCAUUCGGCAUUCUUCACUAGUUCAUUCACUACUUAAUAGAUGAACCUGCCAGUUUUUGCCAGGAAAACAUAUUUCAAGGUAUUCACAUUGCGCAGGUGUCCUGCAGGUGUUUUUUUUGUUGUGUAUAUGUUUUAACCUUUGGCCACAUUUAAAGAUACUCUUGAUGAAAUUUAUUAUACAUACUACCAAUGCUAGAAGGCAUGUGUGCAGCAAAUCCUAUCCCUCUGGAUUAACCAUUUUUGAGUUAAACUCCUCGACCAAUGGAGAAAGACAGCAGUGUCAUAGGCUAACAGUACUCUUGCUUUAUUUUAGGAAAUAAAUCAAGGUAUUGUCAUAGCCUUGGUGUCAUCAUUGUCUUUAUCCUUGCAAGUCAUCAUUGUCUUUAUCAUUGCAAGUCAUCAUUGUCUUUAUCAUUGAAAGUCACAUUGUCUUAAUUCUUGCAAGUCAUCUUUGUCUUUAUCCUUGCAAGUCAUCUUUGUCUUUAUCAUUGAAAGUCACAUUGUCUUAAUCGUUGCAAGUCAUCUUUGUCUUUAUCAUUGCAAGUCAUCAUUGUCUUUAUCAUUGCAAGUCAUCAUUGUCUUUAUCAUUGCAAGUCAUCAUUGUCUUUAUCAUUGCAAGUCAUCAUUGUCUUUAUCAUUGCAAGUCAUCAUUGUCUUUAUCAUUGCAAGUCAUCAUUGUCUUUAUCCUUGCAAGUCAUCAUUGUCUUUAUCAUUGCAAGUCAUCAUUGUCUUUAUCAUUGCAAGUCAUCAUUGUCUUUAUCCUUGCAAGUCAUCAUUGUCUUGAUCAUUGCAAGUCACUUUUGUCUUUAUCAUUGCAAGUCAUCAUUGUCUUUAUCCUUGCAAGUCAUCUUUGUCUCUAUCAUUGUCUUUAUCCUUGCAAGUCAUCUUUGUCUCUAUCAUUGUCUUUAUCAUUGCAAGUCAUCAUUGUCAUGGCCAUUUAAGUCCAUUAAAAGUUGAAACUUGGUCACAAUUCACAUAAUUGUUGCACUUGCCAUCAUAUUGGCUUAUUUUGAGUUUUGUCCCUUGGUCAACAACUUGAGAGGAAAUAAAGACUGGGGUCCCUUUGUGGAACUCUUUUGUCAUUACAAACUAAGUAUAUUUUUGUGGGCUUGGUAAAUAAAAGUGAAACUUAUUUAGGCAGUGAUUAUUGUAUGUUGCUUUUAUUUUUCAACACUAGUAUAAACUCUUGUUUCUUAUACUCUUUAAUUUACGCAUUCUAAAGUGUAUUUAAUAGUUUGUAGUUAUUAUUGUGCAAUAGAUUGUUCUAGGUUUGUUAAGAGGCUAGCGGGGAUUUAUUUCAUGUAAAGUUUAUGUUCAAGAGUGUGGCGUUCAAGCUUUGAUGGAAAUUGGAUUCAAACUGUUGGUCAAUUGGUCAGUACCUUGUUAAAGUUGAGAUCGCUGUGAACAACAUCGUUGUUAACAUUUUAGCGUGAACUUUUUUAUGUUGUACUCAUAUAUUUAUAUAAAACAUGCACAAGUGAAAGCGAUGUCUCAAAUGUGUAAGAAGUAUGGUAGAUCACAAAUGUGGCUGAGAAACUUUAAUAAUAGUAGUAGAGAUUGGAAGGUUAACAACAAUGAAAUUCACAGUUGGCCAAUUGUUCAGAAAUUUGCUUAAGUUAAAAAUGUUGUUAACACCAUUGUUAUUUUCGUUCAAAACUUCACUGCUGUAGAAGUUUAAUGGAUACAGGUGUGAUUUGCAGUAUUACUAAUGAGAUUUGAGAUAUCUUUACAGGUGAACUUGUUUUAUUUUUAAAUCUAAGCUUACCAUAAAAUAUCACACGCUUAAAAGUUAACAAUUUUGCUGUUAUCGAUGUUGUUAACUUUAACAAAGUUCUGAACAAUCGGCCCAUUGUCUUCUGAGAUGUAUUUAAAAUUGCAUAUACUGUUAAAGCAUAUGGAAAUCAUCAGGAGAGGUUAUUUAUUUAUUUUUCUUAUGAUAUGAUAUGCACUUGCUUCUGUCAUUGAUUUUGAAAACUGUUAUUAACUGUAAUUUAUUGAAGUGUUAUGGAAAUUAUUUCUGUAAAUGAAUGCAGAUUUUGAAAAUGUUGGUGUGUAUAUUUCUUACUAUUGGAAAUAAAAUAUUGGUAACUCUAACGAGAAUUUAUGGCUUUCUUUAGAUGUCAAAUGGCCUUAGAUCAAACUCACCUCCCAUGUUUAAGAUCGUUCGUGCAAUUUUAGAAGCGUUCAUUUUGAACUUCUGACGUAUAAUACUGAUUGAUUGCCAUGAAUUGUCUUACUUAUAUUUUAGUAAGGCCUUCUCGUGUGCGCCACAUUAGUUCAAGAA